AUGGAAGCACUUGUCACCAAAGCUAGCUCUCAACUCGAAAAGAUUAAAGCCGCUGAAGGUGAAGUGAUAAGAGCAAGUGUUUCUAUGAAGGAGGCUUGCAAAGAAAGGAAUGGUGGAAUUCAAGAGUUUUUUCAACAAGUAAGGCAUGUCUUUGUUAUUCGUUCGAAUGAAAUCAAAGCAGCAAAAAUUGCCUGAUAUUACAAGAACCAAUUGCAAUUACGAGUAAUGAUCAAAAAAUGAAAUACGGUUUAUGCUGGUAGUUACUGAGAUAAAGAAUAAAAUGCACUCAAAGUGACAUGCAGAAGUCAGUGAUUCGAUCCACUCUCGAACUAGAUACGUAUAAGUAGAAGUAGACCUCCAGGAAAAUGAUUAACAUUGGAAUAACAGUAACUACUAGCUGCUGUUAAUAUUAAAAUAAAAGCAUCGGUGAGGGAUCAUAUUGUUAUUUGUUUUCAAAUAUCAGGCUGCUGAACGACAACAUGCAAAUUAUAUUAACUCUGGAGAAGUUUCGGGAAUAUGUGAGUGUGCUUUUUUUUUUCCUGACAGCUUCGUGACGCAAUAAAUAGCCGAGAGCAAGUUCUACUGGAUAAGCUGAUCAGUUUACAUCAAUCCAAGGAAUCCAUCCUCACGGGGCAGCUAGAACGUUUGCAAUUAAACAAAGCAUGUUUAGAGAGUGCAGUUGAACAAGCAAAAUCCUCCAUACAAUCUCCUGGCGAUGUUAACUUCCUUCUCAGUAGGCUGGCUAUAGUGUCCACUUUCGAGACAAAUCAUGAAAGCUAUACUCUUUAGUGCUUGAACCGGAGGCCCAGUUUUUACCUGAGUUUACAAAGGAAGAAAAGGUGAGAUUUCAAUAACUGUUUUAGUUCUAUCAACAGUUCGAGGCCAGACAACACACUUUUCUAUCCCGUCCCGAUUUCUGCUGGGUUCCCGAGGAUAACAUUGCUUAGUAUCAACCAAUUUGAAGUGAAUUUCGGUCAGGUAAUUUUUAGUGAUUCUUGUUAACGAUUGUUUGCUGAUGAGAUGUGAAUGGAUAAAAUAAAUAUGACUGAUCCUUUCAUCUUUGAGGCGGUUCUGAACAGUAAGCACAAGGUGCUCUUCGCGUUUCACUGUUCCAUAUUGUGAAAAAAGUUGAACUAAUCAAUAUAUUUUGCGAAAAUAGUUGAUCGAGACGUUUAUUUCUCAAUACAAACCUCAGAAUUAUUGUUGGCCGAAAUCGAAGUCUUAACUGAUCUUUUUAGUCUGUUUCCAGAUAGAAUACUAGAACUUAAUGCUAAACUCAGGCGUCGACUGUUACAAGAGGAAAAUAUUGUACAGGAGAAAAACUUUAAUGAAUUAACAUUAAUUUAUUGAGUUUCUCCCUUCAGCAGAGAAAUUCACUAGAUGUAAAAAAAGCCUCUCACCCCCUCCAAAGACUCUUAGGGGGUACAGUGAGAAGAUAGAUUGAAUCAUUUUGCUUUUCAGCCCUUCCGUUAUGAUGAUGUUACUCCCUUGAAACACACCUUUAACUUUAAAAAGGAGCCGGGAACCAACUCAAAGAUUAUAAAUCUGAAAUAUGGUUGUCGUAUCGGAAUAAAAUAAAGUCUUAAACAGCCCAACUACUGACAAAAAAAGUCGUAAAUCGUUUGUUAUUGAAAAUUAUAUAUUUUUUAACUUACUGCAAUAAACUCUUUUAGUCCUUUUUUGGCAUGGCGGGUUUUACAUUUGGCAAGAGUAUAGAGAAAGCUAUCCGGCAGAGCGCCGGCGACAUCAGUGACAGAUCAACUUGUGCAGCCAACUCUACUGCGACUGGCUUGGGAAUAAAAAGUGCAAACCUUGGAAAGAUAGCAAAAUUCACCAUUAUUUCUCGCGACAGCCAAAGCCGUCAACGCAAGCGAGGUGGUGACGUUUACGCGGUGAAACUAAAUAAGGGAGAGUGCGAAGUUAAGGUGGAUGUAAAAGACAAUGACAACGGGACGUACUUGGCAGAAUAUACUGUCCCUUAUCAAGACUUCCUUAGUGAUAUGAUAUUAAUGAAUGGUGGUCAGGGGAGGUUAGGUCAGUACACAUUGUCCGUGUGCUUGCGAGGUGCUCACAUCGAAGGCAGCCCUUUCGUGUUACAAGUUACA
Messenger RNA from Porites lobata, 2105 nucleotides. The record is from the annotation of a GenBank genome assembly. NCBI's taxonomy places the organism in Eukaryota, Metazoa, Cnidaria, Anthozoa, Scleractinia, Poritidae.